Messenger RNA from Fusarium sp. VM40, 819 nucleotides. Lineage: Eukaryota; Fungi; Ascomycota; Sordariomycetes; Hypocreales; Nectriaceae. The record is from the annotation of a GenBank genome assembly.
AUGGCCGAUGAAUUCUCUCUCUUCACCUCUAUGAGGUACGACACAGAACUCCAACAGCUCCAAAGUCAUGGACUUGAUGGCCAAGGUUGGAAUUUUGAGAACGAGUCCCCUCUCUACAUGCUCGACUUUCACCGAGAUCGGCUUCUCCGGGCAGCAACGCAUUGGAAAUGGCAGCCUUCAAUUGACCGACUUUCGGGUGCUAAUGGACUUUCAACUCUGGCUCAACUCAUCUCGGACUCUGUUGGAUCGGCUCCGCAAUCAUCCUUGAAAGUGCGAAUAGUAGUGUCGUCUCAAGGUGAUAUCAAGGUUGAACAGUCAAGCACUCCUGAAGUUCCUCUACAGAACCUCCUGCCAGUUCGGCUCCCACAUCCUUCUUGUGUUCCACUAGAUGAUGAACCUAGGAAAACCUCUGGCUAUACUCUUCUUGUAGAUCAGGCUCCAACAUCAAGGUCCGAGUAUACUCACUUCAAAACCACAAAGAGAGACAUGUACGACGCUGCCCGACGACGGGCUGGUAUUACCUACGCAGAUCCUAUCGAAGUCUUAGUAGUCAACCAAGAUGAUGGGUUUGUGAUGGAAGGCACCUUUACUACGCCCUAUUUCUGGAGGGACGGCCGUUGGGCUACACCACCCGUUGCAGCCCAGUUCAGCCAGGACGAAGGCGAUGGAGGGCAAGAUGGAACUUCGAGACGUUGGGCAUUGGAACGGGGGUUGGCCUCUGAGCAAGUUGUCGAUGUCAAGUCUCUGGUCCAUGGUGAAGAGUGCUGGAUCAGUAAUGGGGUCAGGGGGUUUAUCCCAGCAACUAUUCAUCUUCCUUGA